CCGAGCCUCCUGGCUCUGAGACACUCCUUGAUGCCGUGCUUCGGACCCUCUACGACCUGGGUGAGCGUGGCUCCCGAGAAGAGGCGGCCGAGGACGGCGGGACCCCGGGCCACCUGGGGUCAGCCCGGGUCACCCGAUCUCCUGGUGCCACGCCGGCCGGCUGGCCUUACCCCUGCGGUGCCUCCCUCUCUGAGACUUUCUCACCCACAUCUUGGCCGACCUUUCGCUCUCUUUCUCACUGUGCGGAAAAGAAAAAUCAGAGCGUGUUACUAAAGACAGGCACAUUGGCAAAAGGACUCGCAGGCCGAAGAGCUCACAUGUAGAUUGCCUGACUUUUAGAACCAAACACGUUGCAAACGCUGCAUUAUGUAUGUUUUGGAGCGGUUACUCAAAAUUCUAAGCUCAUUUACACGGUUAAAGACAUAGCUUAGAAUGAAGAAGAACGUACCGGGUGUACAUGCAUGCUUUCGUGUGUUCCCAUUUACUGUCAGAGCAACGCUUACAUAUCCCUACAUGGAUCUCUUUGUUACAGGAAACAAGCACCAAUAGCUAACGGAGCCUGUUAAAGGUUACCCUUCAGAACUCGGAUCUCAAGGCCUAGGGCCUAAUAUCACAUUUUGCGCUGUGUUGACUUGACCUGUAUAGAUAGGUUCUCUGUGUCCAUGGAGUGGAGGACAGACAAAACUUGACCUUCGACUUUCACAGGAGAGACAGAAGGUAAAAAAGAGCAUAAAAGGCUCAGAAAGCGGAGCACAAAGAAGAGAGACAUGGGAACAGUAGCAGAUGUGACAGCAGAGUCACUGCCUCUGCCUGGAGCUCUUGCAAGAGGCCAGAGGAAGAGUGCUUCCAGCUUUUUCAAGGAACUCAAAGAAGAGCUGCACUCUGCUCCUGCUGUCCCCUCAGCUCCCCCUUCAGGACCAGAAGCCCCUGCCGCAACUGCAGCAUCGCUGUCUCCCCUAAAGAACAACAGCAAGCUAGUGGAAGUGGUGGAGUUUCAAAGCAAAAGUAAAAAGAGAAAACCGAAAUCAGAUCAAGAGGAGCACACAAAGAAUAAAACAAGGGCCCUUGAAAAAGAUUUGGGUAUUCAAGAAUUUAACCUAGAAAAGGCUCGUUUGGAAGUACACCGCUUUGGGAUCACAGGCUACGGCAAAGGAAAGGAGAGAGUCCUGGAACGGGAGCGGGCUAUCAUGCUGGGGGCUAAGCCUCCGAAAAAUAGUUAUGUGAAUUAUAAGGUUUUACAGAAACAAAUCAAAGAGAAAAAGGCAGCGCUGGAGGAAGAAAAGAGAUUGGCCCAGGACACAGACAUUUUCAAGAGAAAGAAGAGGAAAAGACAGGAGGACAGGAGAUCCAGGAAGUCGGCUCCCAGCAUUUUGUCAAAUGGACGAGUUGGACAAGUUGGAAAAUUCAGAAAUGGGACAUUGAUUCUAAGCCCCACUGAUAUCAAGAAAAUAAAUUCUUCCAGGGUAGCUAAAUGAUGUACUUUGUCAGCACCAGAGAGGAGUGGGAACAAGUGACCAUGCUGUAGACUUUCACGUUCCACAGGAUCCUUUUUCAUUUGAGGAGCAAGACUGAUAAAUAGGGUGGUGACCCUGCUGAGUGCCAGCCAGUGCCCAGGCCCCAUUCCCAUGGGCUGUAGAGGUCAGUCUCUGCAGUUGGUGACCCUGCUGAGUGCCGGCCAGUGCCCAGGCCCCACUCCCAUGGGCUGUAGAGGUCAGUCUCUGCAGUUGGUGACCCUGCUGAGUGCCGGCCAGUGCCCAGGCCCCACUCCCAUGGGCUGUAGAGGUCAGUCUCUGCAGUUGGUGACCCUGCUGAGUGCCGGCCAGUGCCCUGGCCCCACCCGUGUCGCGCACUUGGCUGUAGCCCACUUUUCGUGGUUUUCCUGUCUCGUGAGUGUCUGUGUUUGACAUUAAAGUGCCUCUGGGCUUUGACUGACA
Onychomys torridus (southern grasshopper mouse) is the source of this 1934-nucleotide messenger RNA. RefSeq names its product chromosome 5 C1orf131 homolog (gene Fsaf1). The record is from RefSeq and is a predicted model, not a curated record. Lineage: Eukaryota; Metazoa; Chordata; Mammalia; Rodentia; Cricetidae. Bases 768 to 1475 code for a protein of 235 amino acids. The transcript is spliced from 7 exons.